AUGUUUGUAUAUUUGAGUAAAAAAAUAGCAAUUCCAAACAAUUUUCGACUGAAUUGUAUAGCAUGGAAUCAAAGAGAUGGUUAUAUAGCUGUUGGUGGAGAAGAUGGUUUAUUGAAAGUACUCAGAGUAGAUUCUAAUAUUAGUGGUUCUACUAGUAGUGGAAAAUGUAGAAACUUAACAGCUGCCAGUAAUUUAAGUAUGAACCAGACUUUGGAGGGUCAUAAUGGUCAUGUACAAGUAGUUACAUGGAAUGAACAACAUCAAAAAUUGACCUCAAGCGACCAAAAUGGUGUAAUCAUAGUUUGGAUGUUGUAUAAGGGUUCUUGGUAUGAUGAAAUGAUAAACAAUUGCAAUAAAUCAAUAGUUAAAGGGAUGGCAUGGAGUCUAGAUGGAUUAAAAAUUUGCAUAGUCUAUGAAGAUGGAGCAGUAAUUGUAGGUUCAGUCGAUGGCAAUAGAAUUUGGGGAAAAGAAUUAAAAAAUAUAGCUCUUGCUGCAGUACAAUGGUCUCCAGAUGGAAAAUUAUUAUUAUUUGGCAUAAAAAAUGGAGAAGUUCACCUCUUUGACAACCAGGGUGUAUUUUUAACAAAGUUGAACAUGAUACCACUUAAUGGUGGUCAAAUUCAAACAAUAGUUUCAUUGCAAUGGUAUGAUGGAAGAAAUGGUUAUGUCGGUUUAGAGUGUCCUACUUUAGCUGUUUGUUAUAGAAAUGGUAAAAUACAACUCAUGAAAGAUACAAAUGAUGAUAAUCCAAUUGUAGUAGAAACUGGAAUGACAGCAUCAUGGUGUUGUUGGAAUAGUUAUGGGUCUAUAUUAGCUAUAACUGGAAUGAUAUCAUUAUUGGGCAAUGGAGAAACAAAAGAUACUAAUGUUAUUCAAUUCUAUACACCAUUUGGUAAACAUAUGAGGACCUUAAAAAUACCUGGCAGAGAGGUUACAUGUUGUGCAUGGGAAGGAGGUUCUCUCAGAGUUGCUCUAUCAGUUGAUUCUCAUAUUUAUUUUGCAAAUAUACGCUUAGAUUAUAAGUGGACUUACUUUAGUAAUACAGUUGUGUAUACGAACGAAAAGAUCACCAAAGAUGGCAUUUGUAUCAUGUUUUGGAAUACAACAAAUAAUACAUAUUGUACUAAGAACGUGAGAGCAUUAAUCUCCAUAGCGUCACACGGAGAUCAUUGUGUUUUGGCGAUAAAAAAUGAACUUACUCGAGGAUCAGAGCAAUUUGCGCUCUUAGUGUGCAAUACAAUUGCUACUCCAAUAGAUACAAAGUUUAUAGAUUUGGAGCCAUUAUGGGUAACCAUGACUAAUAGUGUGAUUGUUACAGCAUCCAAGAACAAUUUUUUAGUUUGGAGCUAUCGCACUCCUCGUAAUUCCAUGUUGCACACAGGACGGGUUAAAAGAGACAAGAUUUACCAUAUCGAUGAAACUCCAACCGGAGUGACGGAAGUUAUUCAAGAUUUAGAUAAAGACAGAUCCUUUGAAACACCUAUUAAUACUAAAAUUACUAUGGACCCAAUUUGUUGUUUAUGUGCGACUGACAAGAUUCUGUUGAUAGGCAGAGAAUCAGGAAUGAUACAAAGAUAUUCUUUAUCUCAGAUAACUCUUACAAAUAGGUACAAUACAGCUUGUAAGCUUUACAAGAUUGCAAUUAACUGUGAUUCAUCUCGAGUAUCCAUUAUGGAUUCGACUGGUGUUUUAACUAUGUUAGAUUUAGAAACUGAUCCUAAGAAAAAUAUUUUAAAGGAUGGAGAGCAAGAGGAUGAGAUUAGUAAAUUUGAAAGGAAAGAUGUGUGGGCUAUGUGCUGGGCACAAGAUAAUCCUGCACUAUUAGCAAUCAUAGAAAAAACUAGAAUGUAUGUUUUAAGAGAAUUCGAUCCUGAAGAACCAAUAUCUUGUUCUGGAUAUAUCUGUUCAUUUCUAGAUUUAGAAAUACGUUGUGUUUUAUUAGAUGAUCUCAUGCAGAAACCAGAAGAUACAAAAAAUGAAUUAAUAGUAGAUUUAGAAGUAAAAUCCUUAAGAGACACUAGAGAAUUGUUGAUGAAGGUAGGAUUGAAAGAAGCUAAUAAUUUUAUUCAGGAUAAUCCACAUCCUCGAUUAUGGCGUUUAUUGGCAGAGUCAGCUUUACAGAAAUUGGAUUUGGAGACUGCAGAAAAUGCAAUGGUUCGUUGUACAGACUAUUUAGGUAUACAAUUCAUCAAACGUUUGCAAAACGUACAUAACGAUCAGUUGAAGAAAGCCGAGGUAGCUGCAUUUCUUGGCAAAUAUGACGAAGCAGAAAAAUUAUAUUUAGACAUGGAUAGAAGGGAUCUUGCUAUUUCAUUACGCCAAAAAUUGGGAGAUUAUUUUCGAGUGGUACAACUAAUGAAAAUGGGUAUCGGUGGAUCUGAUAAGCAAAUGGAGUUUGCAUACAAUAAAAUUGGCGAAUAUUAUGCAGAAAGACAAAAUUGGGAAGGUGCAAAAGAGUACUAUGAAAAGAGUAGGAAUUUGGAGAAGCUCAUAGAAUGCUAUUAUAAAUUAGAGGACUUUGUUCAGUUAGCAGGGACAGUACAACAGUUACCAGAUAAAAGUCCUCUUUUGAAAAAGGUAGCAAGAAUGUUGGGUUCUGUAGGCAUGUGUUCUCAGGCUGUGGCAGCGUAUAUAAAAUACGGCGAUGUGAAAUUAGCCGUAGAUACGUGUGUUCGUUUGAAUCAUUGGGACCAGGCUGUUGAACUAGCAAAAACUUAUAAAAUGGCUCAGAUAGGUGAAUUAUUGAACAAAUACGCCAAUCAUCUUUUGCUUAAUGGAAAGAGACUGCAAGCAAUAGAAUUAUAUAAGAAGGCAAAUUACAACUUAGAGGCGGCGAAAUUGCUAUUUCAAUUGGCAGAGGAGGAAGCAAAGACCAGAACGAAUCCAUUACGUGUGAAAAAGAUUUAUGUUCUAGCAGCACUACUAAUCGAGGACCACAUCAACAGCGCUCCAGCUACUAAAGGUGGUCGUAGCAACGUUGUGAUGGGAUUAACAGAGAAUAACGAAGAUACUAAAGUAAUAGAGAAUGCUUGGAAAGGUGCAGAAGCUUAUCAUUUUCUUUUAUUAGCAAAUAGACAAAUACAUUCAGGAAAUUUCGAUGCAGCUAUGAAAACAGCACUAAGAUUAAGAGAAUACGAGGAGAUUUUGCAACCUGAAGACAUUUAUUGCUUGCUUGCUCUAUCAAGUGCAGUUAAUCAUGCGUUUGCAGUCUGUUCUAAGGCAUUUAUUAAAUUGGAGUCUCUAGAGAAUAUUUCAGAAGCAGUCAAAGAAGAAUACGAGGAUUUGGCUGUGGACAUCUUUACCAAACAUAGUCCCCAAGAUGUCCGUAAUUCUAAAGCAGAAUGCGUCAAUUGUGAGAGUCUAAUACCCGACUGGUGCGUCGCUUGCCCCAAUUGUAUGACAAGGUUUCCGCCUUGUAUCAUCUCUGGGAAAUCGCUGAUGGACUUGAGCAACGCGUGGAUCUGCACAGUUUGCAGACAUUACGUCGCUACAGACAGAGAUGUAGUUAAUAUUAACGCUUGUCCCUUGUGCCACAGUACGGUUACAUACAUGUAGUUGAUGCAUGUGAGUAUGCAUUGAGCAUGUAUUAUCAAACAGAUAUUUAAAGCUUGUACUUUAACAUG
This is a messenger RNA of Eufriesea mexicana, 3623 nucleotides long. It is a transcript of the gene Oseg4, whose product is annotated as intraflagellar transport protein Oseg4. The transcript has a single exon. Gene Ontology annotation, biological process: protein localization to cilium; intraciliary retrograde transport; non-motile cilium assembly. Gene Ontology annotation, cellular component: non-motile cilium; intraciliary transport particle A. The record is from RefSeq and is a predicted model, not a curated record. Gene Ontology annotation, molecular function: protein binding. Bases 1 to 3555 code for a protein of 1184 amino acids. Lineage: Eukaryota; Metazoa; Arthropoda; Insecta; Hymenoptera; Apidae.